Rhodotorula toruloides NP11 is the source of this 564-nucleotide messenger RNA. Its product is annotated as protein of GFA famliy. The transcript has 4 exons. Bases 1 to 564 code for a protein of 187 amino acids. The record is from RefSeq and is a predicted model, not a curated record. Gene Ontology annotation, molecular function: carbon-sulfur lyase activity. Lineage: Eukaryota; Fungi; Basidiomycota; Microbotryomycetes; Sporidiobolales; Sporidiobolaceae.
AUGUCGUCAGAGAAACACACCGAGCUGGUCCCGUCGGUCGUCGAGGCGGACAAGUCGAAGCCCGUCUUUCCACUCUUCACCGAGAACGCCAACGAUGGCUUCAGCAGGCGAGGCGAGGACGAGGAGGCGUCUGCAACCUGCCUCUGCGGCAAGGUGCAGAUCUCAGUCCCGACUAAAGGACCUGGAUUCAAGGGCACAUUCGUCUGUCACUGCACCGAUUGCCGCAAGAUCAGUGGAUCCAUGUUUGCGACCAACUUCACUGUCGCGCUUUCGCACCUCAAGUACGUGCGUGGGAAGGACGCCGUCAAGUCGUUCGGCCAGUCCGAGACGAUCGGCUCGCCGCGCAACGAACACACCAUGACCGAGUACUGGUGCGAUAACUGUGGCCGGCUCAUGUACCGCGUGUCGAGCGGCAUGCCCGACCUAGCUUUUGUGCGAGUCGGCGCCGUUGACGACUUCAGCCUGCACGAGUCGAUUCUCAAACCCGACAUCGAGCUGUUCACCAAGGACCGCGUCGGAUGGUUGCCACCUCUGGAGGGUGUGAAGCAGCACGCCACGAUGUGA